UGAGAGAGAGGGAGAGAGGAGACGCGACAGAGGGAGGCGUGUAGAGAAGGAGGAGACGGAGAUAAACCUCACUUGGGUGAAGCGAUCCUGCUGAAGGAGGAGGAAGUUCUGAAGAUGAGUCACAGGGCAGCAGAACCGGCCGGGCGGCUCAACCCCAUCAGGCGCUCACAUUCACCGGGAUCCAUGGAGACGGCCGAGCAGCAGCACUGAAAUCCAGAGGAAGUUCCUGGAAGGCUGACAGCUCUGAAGACAGGAUGGAUUUACACAAAUGUUUCAGCUUGUUUUUCCUCGCUCUGACCCAACAAGUUUCCUCCCAGGCUGAACCUCGCGCCCAUGCUGAGGAGCGGCUGCUGCAGAAUCUGUUUGCACGCUACAACAAGCUCUCGCGGCCCGUGCAGAACACUUCCGACACCGUGCUCGUCCACUUCGGACUGUCCAUCGCACAGCUGAUUGAUGUGGAUGAGAAGAACCAGAUGAUGACCACAAACGUCUGGCUUAAGCAAGAAUGGAAUGACUACAAACUCCGCUGGAACCCGGAGGAAUAUGAAAAUGUCACCUCCAUCCGAAUCCCCUCAGAGAUUAUCUGGAGACCUGACAUCGUCCUCUACAACAAUGCCGAUGGAGACUUCGCCGUGACUCACCUCACAAAAGCUCAUUUGUUCUAUGAUGGACAGAUAAAGUGGAUGCCUCCGGCCAUUUAUAAGUCUUCAUGCAGUAUAGAUGUCACGUUCUUUCCCUUUGACCAGCAAAGCUGCAAGAUGAAGUUUGGCUCUUGGACGUACGACCGGGCGAAGAUCGAUCUGAUCAGCAUGGCCAGCGACGUGGAUCAGAUGGACUACUGGGAGAGCGGCGAGUGGGUCAUUGUUAAUGCGGUGGGGAAGUACAACACAAAGAAGUACGAGUGCUGUACGGAAAUCUACGCAGACAUCACCUACUACUUCAUCAUCCGGAGGCUUCCGCUCUUCUACACCAUCAACCUGAUCAUCCCCUGUCUGCUCAUCUCCUGCCUGACCGUCCUCGUCUUCUAUUUGCCAUCGCAGUGCGGGGAGAAGAUAACUUUGUGCAUUUCGGUCUUGCUGUCGCUGACGGUGUUCCUUCUGCUGAUAACGGAGAUCAUCCCGUCCACGUCUCUGGUCAUCCCCCUGAUCGGUGAAUACCUGCUGUUCACCAUGGUGUUUGUCACACUCUCCAUCAUCAUCACCGUCUUUGUGCUGAACGUGCACCACAGAUCGCCGCAGACACACGGCAUGCCUCACUGGGUGCGGCGGGUCUUCCUGGAUCUGGUACCGCGAGUUCUGUUCAUGAAGCGGCCGCCCGGCACGGCCAAGCAGCACUGCAAGAAGCUCAUCGAGAUGAUGCUCUGUCCCACCACCGUAUCCGCCACGGGGAACUCGCAGUCCUUCUGGACCGGGGUGGACUCGGAGCUCAGGCAGAUGGCACACAACAGCCUCCCAAAGGUCGACAGCCCCCGGAUCCUGGUGUGCUCCCCGUCUCCCCCUUCGUCUCCGGCUGAUGACUGCAGCGACCAAGAUCAUCCACUGAAAGCCAGAAUCUUCUGCCAGUCCACGUCCGGUCAGUACUCCCCUCUGUCGGAGAAUCUGCUCAGACACAACUCCACGACCCUCUCCGCGCCUCAGCUGUCCAUGCCGCUGGGCCCGUUUCCCUGCCUCUCCAGGGAGUAUCCCAGCCUGCUGGCCCAAAACGGUCGCUCGCUCAGCGUGGAGCAAAUGUGUGGCAAACAGGGGCAGAGAUCUGCACAUCGGUGUCGCUCGCAGAGCUUCCAGUACUGCUGUCUGCAUAACGAUGGGGUGGCAGGCAUCACGGGCCAGACGAACAAAACACCUGAACACCUGACAGAAACGCUGGCAGCUGAGCUCGCUAAAGACGCAAGCACCCAGCUGGACAAUAUGGUUCCCAUGGUUUCCCCGGCGAUGCAGCGCGCCAUCGAGGGAGUGCAGUACAUUGCAGAUCAUCUCAGGGCAGAAGACGCAGACUUUUCAGUGAAGGAGGACUGGAAGUACGUGGCCAUGGUCAUUGACAGGAUCUUCCUCUGGAUGUUUGUGCUGGUGUGCAUUCUGGGAUCAGUGGGACUCUUCCUUCCUCCCUGGUUAGCCGGAAUGAUCUAGAAACUCUGAAACACGACAAAAGGACCGGCUGCUUUAUUUUCUUUAAGAAAGUUCCAACGUUAUUGUUUUUUUAAGAACACUUAAGUGUCUUGUUGUUUACUCAAACUCAUGUUUGCAAAAGGUUAGCUGUGGAGAAACAGGCUGACAUAUCAAUCUGAAACGUAUAAAUUCUUUAUUGGGCCAAAAGGCCAACGAAGAAGACAUCCCAGCCUGCCACUCCAUCUUCAGCUGCAAGACUUUUAUUUUUAAAAUUAAUCAUGAAAUUACAAAAAAAAAAGUAUAAAAAUGCCGACAAUAAAGACUGAAAGCAGUUUGGAUUCACUCUCAACAUUCCAGCGCUGCAGCACAGAUAACAACGAAAGGCUUUCACCAAAUAUUAAUGAGCUUCUGUCCAUUAAAUAUUCAUAUUUCCAUUGAGUGUGUCAGAGUUUGUUGCUGGGAGGAAUUUCUUUUUAGUUUAAUGAUUAUUGGUGAGCUCGCUCACGGAUCCUCACGGUUCCAAACUCAAACCAACGCUUCACUGAAACCACUACUCUUUGUUUUGAUUUUUGUUUUUUUUGGAAUUUAAAGUUUAAAAAUGUUGAUCUUCAUCAUGUCCGGACGCAAAGAGAAAAAAAUCUGUGAAAUUCCAGAAAUAAAGGUGAAACAGAAGACGUGACCAUCUAAAGCUGCUCCAAACGUCUGUCAGAGUUUAGGAUCAAUACAAAGACGACUGUAUUUUCUGCACUAUAAGAUGCACCAAAAAGCCUUUAUUUUUCCAAAAAACAAGAGUGCGCCCUAUAAAUCUGGACGGUCUAAAGCAAAGGUCUGUAACCUGCAGCUCCAGAUCCACGUGUCUCUUUUAUCUCUCCAUGGUGGUUCCUUGGACAAACAUAAAAUAAUUCAUAGAGACUGCUGACCCAGACAUGUUGACC
This is a messenger RNA of Oryzias melastigma (Indian medaka), 3040 nucleotides long. RefSeq names its product neuronal acetylcholine receptor subunit alpha-2. Gene Ontology annotation, biological process: nervous system process; chemical synaptic transmission; signal transduction. Gene Ontology annotation, molecular function: transmembrane signaling receptor activity; acetylcholine-gated monoatomic cation-selective channel activity. The record is from RefSeq and is a predicted model, not a curated record. NCBI's taxonomy places the organism in Eukaryota, Metazoa, Chordata, Actinopteri, Beloniformes, Adrianichthyidae. Gene Ontology annotation, cellular component: neuron projection; synapse; postsynaptic membrane. Bases 255 to 2126 code for a protein of 623 amino acids. The transcript is spliced from 6 exons.